Messenger RNA from Polychytrium aggregatum, 2929 nucleotides. Its product is annotated as leucine-tRNA ligase precursor, mitochondrial. Lineage: Eukaryota; Fungi; Chytridiomycota; Chytridiomycetes; Polychytriales. The record is from RefSeq and is a predicted model, not a curated record. Gene Ontology annotation, cellular component: mitochondrion. Gene Ontology annotation, biological process: leucyl-tRNA aminoacylation; mitochondrial translation. The transcript has 15 exons. Gene Ontology annotation, molecular function: ATP binding; leucine-tRNA ligase activity. The coding region runs from base 217 to 2718 and encodes 833 amino acids.
GGGAGAUGAGACGGGAGGACAUUGGCCGAGAAUGUCCCGUUCUAUUGGCAGUGUUCGUCAAUCAGGGGCAGUGCCGAUCGACAUUGCUUUCUGUCUUGGACGGCGCCGUGCUCAUCCGAACCCUGUCUCGAUCUCGCCUCAAAGCCGACGACCGCCUUCCCCCAGCCGCAGGCUUGACCGACACCUCUGCCCAUCGGCCGAAUCCUUCAGCCCAGCAUGCUGCCUGCCAGUGGUCGAUGUCCCCGGUUCACGUCUCAGCGACUAUCGGUCCUCUCGGCCCCUUGGUCAAGACACUGGAGCCUCUAUUGCCUGCCACUUCGUCGACAAUUGCGCUCAGCAGCCCACAGCGGCGCUCAAGGGUCGCAACAGCAACAUGCGAGCUUCUAUGUCCUCCCGAUGUUUCCAUAUCCAUCCGGCAACCUGCAUCUGGGCCACACCCGGGUCUACACCAUCUCGGAUGUCAUCAGCCGGUUCAGGAAAGCACAAGGAUUCGAGGUCAUUCAUCCCAUAGGCUGGGAUGCCUUUGGUCUCCCUGCCGAGAAUGCUGCGAUCGAUCACGGCAUCCCUCCGCACGAGUGGACGGCCGACAACAUCGACAAGAUGAAGGCCCAGAUGCACUUGAUGGGCGUUGAUUUCGAUUGGACUCGGGAAAUCCGAACGUGCGAUCCUGCAUACUACAGAUGGACCCAGAAGCUCUUCCUGGAUCUGUUCCAAAGCGGCCUUGCGUACCAAAGGGAGGCCCUCGUCAACUGGGACCCGGUCGAUCGAACUGUUCUGGCGAACGAGCAGGUGGACGAAUGCGGCCGAGCAGAGCGCUCCGGUGCCUUGGUCGAGAAGCGGCAUCUCAAACAGUGGUUUUUCAAGAUCACAGAGUUUUGCGAGGAGCUUCACCGCGGCCUCGCCAAGGUCGAUUGGCCUGCCAACGUGAUAAACAACCAGUACAGGUGGAUCGGACGAAGAAUGGGCAUCGAGACUCCCGUUGAUAUUCUGACCCGGGACGGCACAAGCACUGGGUUUACAGCGCGAGUGUUUGCCGAGGAUGUCCAGCAGCUCCAAGCAGUGUCCGAGAUCUGGAUCUCGGCCGAGCAUUCUAUCUUGGAGUCGAGCUGGAUUUCACCAGAGCUUUCAGCUCAAAUCAAAGAGCGCAUACAGCACCCAGCCGGUCGCGACCCGAGAGAGCCGGGGCUGCGGGAAGCCCUUGAACUGCCGCUGCUCGCACGGCCGAGAGGUGCUGGUGGGUGUGUCCCUGUCAAACUGGCACCGCCGACUCUGUCCGGGAACCUGAGCGACGACGAAGGACUGCCUCACGCAUCCGGAUCCGGGACCGCUUCGUGGACAGGGCUCCCGGUCAAGCCGUCUGUCAAGUAUCGUCUCCGCGACUGGCUCGUCUCUCGGCAGCGCUACUGGGGCACACCGAUUCCCAUUAUCCACUGCACACACUGCGGGCCAGUUCCCGUUCCUGAUGAUCAGCUUCCGGUCAUCCUCCCGACGGAUCAUGCCCUCGACAGGGAAGGCGGAUCGCCUCUCGCACGGCACGAGGACUGGAAGUCGUGUCGGUGUCCAAAGUGCAAUCGAGAGGCAACCCGAGAGACCGACACCAUGGACACCUUUGUCGACUCGUCAUGGUACUGGCUGCGCUUCUGCGACCCCAACAAUCACCAUGAAAUGUCCGCACGGCACAAGAGUGCCAGCUUGCCCGUGAACUUGUAUGUCGGCGGCGUGGAGCACUCAAUCAUGCAUUUGCUGUAUGCGCGGUUUGUUGGAAAGUUUCUGCAUCGACAAGGAGUCUGGGCCGGAUCGAGCACGGACGGGGAGCCGUUCCAGAAGCUGCUUGCACAGGGAAUGGUCCAAGGACGAACGUGGAAGUGCUCCCAAUCUGGGCGGUAUCUCAGACCCGAUGAUGUCGUCAUCGACGGCAGCGAAAUGAGGACUCGCGACGGACACCGAGCUGUAGAGUCGUGGGAAAAAAUGAGCAAGUCCAAGUCCAACGGAGUCGACCCGGCCGAGAUUAUCAAACGGCACGGGGCGGAUGCAUUGAGGCUGUACAUUCUCUUCAAAGCACCUCCACAAGACGAUCUUCGUUGGGACGAGCGCGCCAUCGUAGGCAUGGAGCGGUGGAUGGUCAAAAUGAAGCAACUCUGCGAUGCGGCUGCCGCACUCAAGCUCCAGGGUCAACAGCAUACCAGACAGAUUCGUGAUACCACCGUGACUGAGUCGGAGUCGGAACCGACGCUGGUGGAUGCAACGAUCCGGUCGGUGACGACCCAGCUCCAGGACACGUAUCAUUUGAACGUCGCCAUCAGCGAUCUCAUGAAGCUUACGAAUUGGCUCACGGACCAGCAAGCGCAGCUGCAGGCCGCAGACAGCCCGAGUGUACAAGCAGAGGUGUUUGUCUCUGGUGUGGAGGAUCUGAUUCGGAUGAUCACGGUCUUUGCGCCCACACUGGGAAGCGAAUGCCGACGACAGCUCGACAUCGAUGCAACAUGGCCUCGAUGCACCAGCACACAAGCAGCCAAAGUCCGGGUAUCGGUGAAUCUGCUAGGCAAGCCACUGGGAGCGAUCACUCUUCCCCACGACGAGGCCGAGAACACUGAUCUGGUCAUCCAGAGGGCGAUCGACGAGGCCAAAGGCAGGAUCCAUGGAUUCGACCCAGAUGCCUACCGUGUCGUACUGGGCAAGGAUGGCCGGGUCGUCAGCUUCGCGAAGCGCAAGCAGUAGAUGACGGUGGCUGCGAUGCAACACGGCCGGCGCAGAACGAAGCGGACAAGUGCUCGUUCGUGCCCUCUUCACCCCGGCCACUGCAUGCGAUUGACUUGGAGAGCACCGUGCCGAAAUACAGCGUUUCCAAAAUGAAACGGGACACCCCCCCCGUUUUGAGCCAUACUGUGUAUUUUUCUGAAACUUGAAUACACACCCACCCACUCAUCGC